Messenger RNA from Dreissena polymorpha, 5380 nucleotides. RefSeq names its product NACHT domain- and WD repeat-containing protein 1-like. Gene Ontology annotation, molecular function: protein binding. The record is from RefSeq and is a predicted model, not a curated record. Lineage: Eukaryota; Metazoa; Mollusca; Bivalvia; Myida; Dreissenidae. The coding region runs from base 384 to 3209 and encodes 941 amino acids. The transcript is spliced from 21 exons.
GUGGUAUUCCCGGGACGACAACGCGGUUCCUCCCGCUUACAUCCUCGCAUCCAUCAGCACGCACUUGCCGGAUUUCAUAAGCAUGGACAGAGACAGGCAGAAAGUCGGCAAAGAGCAGUGGUGGAAGGAGAGCGAGCAAAUGCAGCACGCUCUGGAGUCAGCCGCCACCAGGGUGUUCGACCAGGAAACGGCCCGGAAGUACAUAAUUUCCGUGACGGAGGCGGAAGUGGAGGAAGGCCUGCUCAAGGCGGAGGACUCCAUCGCCAGGCAGGCCAUCUGGCUGCGCCGGAACAUCGAAGACAUCGACCGCCAGGAGAGCAGCUACGCACUUUCUAGAUAUACCGUGCCAGGGUGCUCAAGAGAAGGUGGAAAAGGCUCACCGGAUGUUGCGGGAACUCAAGGAGCACCGGAUGGAGCGGCGCCUGCAUUCAGACCAGAUCUUUCACUACAACGUGCACUGGGUUGGCCCAGAAGGGAUCGAUCCUGAUACCAGCGAAGAGCACCGGAAGUAUCUGGCGCGCCUCUGCAAGGACUUCACGGACAACAUGAUCUCCCUGACGACUCAGGCUAUUCGGAAUCGAUAUCUCCUGCACGACAAGCUAACCGAGGAAUGUCUGCAGCACAUCCGGUUGUGUCAGUCCAAGUGCGCCGAGUUCCAUGGACGUACAGAGACGCUGGAGCGGAUCGAAUCCUACCUGCUGGACACAUCGACAGCGGCCCCGCUCGUUGUGCACGGGAUCAGUGGAACGGGAAAAACUUCCAUCCUGGCGAUGGCGGCGAAACUGUGCAAAACCUGGCUGGCCAAGACGCCCAAGCUCGUGUUAAGGUUUCUCGGUACAACCGUUGCGAGUUCUUCCGUUCUGCCUCUGCUACAAAGUCUGGUGCAUCAACUGAGUAUGCUGGAUAAUCAAAGCCUUCAAGCCGGACUGACCGUUGACCUUCUAAAAGACCAGUUGAAUCUGCUCUUAAAGCAAGGAAUGGCAGAGUGUCCACUCGUGGUCAUCUUGGAUUCUCUUGACCAGCUGGACACCUCGCACAAUGGCCGCUCUUUGAUGUGGCUUCCGGUUCACCUGCCGCCACACUGCAAGAUCAUCGUGUCCUCACUUCCGGAGGAAAAAUAUGAGGCGUUUCCGGCCCUCAAGAAAUUAUUUCCUGACGCGGAAAGGUUUAUACAGGUCCCGGAACUAGGUGAGAGGGACGCGCACAGCAUAGUGUCGUCGUGGGCGGAGAAACGGAACCGGAAGUUGACUCCACCCCAGAUGGACCUCCUGCUGAGCACUUUCCGGAAGUGCCCGACACCGCUGUUCUUAAAGCUGUCGUUUGACGAAGCAAUGCUUUGGCGCUCGUUCGACCCGCCGUCACGGACAGUACUGCAGACGACAGUCCGCACCGCUGUCGACUUCCUGUUCGGUCGUCUGGAGAAACUGCACGGCCGGAUAUUGGUGUGCCGCGCCUUAGGAUAUCUUACCUUAGCCAAUAACGGAAUCACUGAGGCGGAGCUUGAUGACGUGUUGUAUGACGUCUACACCUACUGGACGCCGCCCAUGCGCAGACUGCCACCUCUACUUCUCGUGCGCAUACGGACGGACAUCGACCAAUAUAUCGUUGAGCGCGGUGCAGACGGUGCGCGCGUGUUAAACUGGUACCACCGUCAGUUUACGGAAGCUGCACACGAGCGCUACUGCGCAGAUGAUGCGCAGAACAAGGGUCUCCAUGGUAACCUAGCUGAUUUCUUCGCGGGAACCUGGGCCAAAGGAAGAAAAAAGCCGUACACGAACGCUAAAGGGGAGGUUAUAGAAGGGGACCGCUAUGUGACGUCACAGCCCCUUCUCUUCGGAGAGGAUGACUACAACAUACGGGCUCUCAACAAUCUGCCCUAUCACCGCCUGCACGCGGGUCACGUUGACCUUCUCAAGAAGGAGUGUCUCGCCAACGUGCACUUCUGCGUUGCUAAGUUACACGCACUUCCUGUUGAGGCGCUCUUAGACGACUUCACGGCGGCCAAAGCGGCGUUUCCGGGGGAUUCCCUGAUCAAGAACAUCCUGGAGGCGCUUCUGCUCUCCCGGAAGGGACUUCAAACGGAUCCGGUUCAGUUCGUGCCACAGCUACUCGGGCGCCUGGAGGACAACGAGGCAACAGCCGAGUUCAAGCAGCGCUUACGUGAAUACAGCUCUAAAGUGUGGUUCGAGCCCGAUGUCAACAUCCUGGAGCGUCCCGGGGGUCAGCUGCUACACAUCAUCCACGUGCACACAUCUAGCCUUGAUUUGAUGACCAUGACGUCAUGCGGAACUUACGUCAUCACAGUCGGCGUGGUGGGUGAAAUCAAAAUCUGGAACAUGAAGGUCGAACCUCCGCGGUUGCUACGCGAGGUGACGACGGGUAAAGGUCAGUGCAGAAAGGUCGCGUUGUGUCAUGGUGACGAGUGGGUUGCCAUUGAAGUGGACAAAGUACUAAAAGUAGAAGAACUCCAAACAGGUAAACACUGUGUUGACAUACCGUUCUAUGGCGAUUCUUGGACCACCACUAAUACGUUUUGCGCUGCUGGAAAACGCAAAGAAACGAUCGUCAAGCUAAUUAGAAAACGAUUUUACAUAUAUGACGUCACAAAUGGCAGCCUGUUGCAGACUCUUACGUCAUCGAGUGACGAAGUAACAUUUAACUGCAUGAGCAAGCCUUCAGGUCGAGACAGAUACGUUGGUGUGACAGACGGCGAUCAAUACUUCCUGUGUGUCCUUGACCUUGAUUCCAUGACCUUGAUGCCAUGGUGGAGAGGCUUUGAGAAGAUCCAUUUGACAGAAAGUCAGAAUGACGUACUUAAAAUCACAGUUUUCGACAUCUCCCCAGAAGAAACUCACGUCGUGUACACAAAUAGGUUUAAAUGCGAAAUCGUGUUUGCGGAUUUCAAAGGCAAUCGUCUUCGUUCUGUUCCAAGCGAUCGUCACAUCUACAGUAUGAACUACUCUUCCGACGGCAGAUAUAUCUACUAUACAAGCCGGUUCUCCGUUGUCUUUGUCAACUCUGCCACACUGCAGGAGGAAGAUUGUCUGGAACACAAAAUUGCACUGCUCGACGCGCGAACUGUUGACAUGUUCACGGUGGUAACGAUUACAAAAGACAACAACCUCAGGGUGUGGGAUCGAUCCCGUGACAAAAAGAGGACCACAGAUCGGCAGGCCAGAACGCUGGCGCCAAUAACAUAUAUCGUGUAACUAGCGAUCUUAAUACAAAUGCAUGAGCCUCGCUCUGGUAAAACGCGAAUUAACCCUUUGCAUGCUGGGACAUUUGUCGUCUGCUAAAAUGUCGUCUGCUGAAUUUCUAAAAUUAGCAUUUUCUUCGAUUUUUUUUCCAAAGAAUAAUAUGAUAAUAGCAAACAGUUUGGAUCCUGAUGAGACGCCACGUUCUGUGGCGUCUCAUCUGGAUCCAAACUGUUUGGAAAGGCAUUCACAAUUCGGUUCCAGCACUGAAAGAGUUAAUGCAUGUGCGUAAAGUGUCAACUCAAAUUACAAUCUGCAGUCCGCACAGGCAAAACAAGAACGACAUUGUCCGCCUUUCCGCCUAGAAUGUAGUUUUGUUAAGAAGAGAUUUCCUUUAAAUUUAUAAUACAAUAAAAUGGAAAGUGUUGCCCGUGAUAAGCCUAUGCGGACUGCACAUGUUAAUCUGGGACAACAAUUUACGCACAUGUAUUAAGUCCCAUUUGCUCAAAGCGAGGUUGAUAUUAAAUUAAAUUUUACUUGUUUUAAGGCCUGCCAAGAUAGUCGUGUUCCGUUUCAGGCUUCAUCUCGAUUUCAGCGUCAUUUAUUAUAUUUUAUUGAGUUCAUGUUUUCAUUUUGUGCGAUUGUUUUGCGUCCUCCUGAUUCAUGACUGCAAAAAAGUACAGCUUGUUUAUAAACGUUUAUUUUUAUGAAAUUUGUCAUGGAAAUGUUUAUGCUCAUCAAAUUCCUUUACAAUAAUAUCAGUUGGAUUUUACGAAUAGUGUCUAUAGAACAGCAAACGGAAGCGCAUGCGCUAAGAUCAGAAUAAUGUCCUCGCUAUUAAGUGAAAAAACGCCGCAAUAUAAUUGAAGAAAACGAUCAACUCUUCUAUAAUUAGCACCAGGUAUUGUUUUCCGCUGGGCAACCAGGAGGCACUGUUUGUGACCGGCAAGACGGGAAAGGACUCGCCGACCAUCGUCGUCGGCGUGUAUGAUGUCGGCAAACUGGAAUACCGCGCAGUCAGCGUACUAGUAAGUCGACGGGCUUUAUUUUGUUGCCCACUUGUUCACCAGGAUGUGCUGUUCGUUACGGACAAUCAUACGCCUGUCGUCGGCGUGUAUGAUGUCGGCAGACUUUAGUACCGUGCCAGUCGAGUACUAGUAAGACGACGAGUUAUAUAGAUAUAUAUCUCAUUUGUUUUCAAAUAAAUUACUUAUAAGAAUCUUUUAUGUAAUGAUUUUUUCUGCAAUUAUUAAUACGUUCGUCUUUUGCAAUAUCUUGCACACACCCCGAAGUUAUUCGAUACGGUUCAUAAGUGAAUGAAAAAUUUGAUUAAUAACAAAAUAGUCAAAUUAAUUAAAAGUUUCAAAAAACAUAAAAAUAUUGUGUGUCAGACUUGGAAACGAUAUUCCAAAUAGGAGGGAGAUGGCGUUGAAAACGUAGCCUUUUACAAAGCAGACAAUAGAUCGGUGGUCAUGGCAAUAAACCGGAAGUUGUACUUGUUCGACAUUGAAAAGAUGGACGUCUGCAUCGUGUUUCCGGGUGUAGUCUCGAAACAGAGUGUUUGUAUCGUGACCAAACGGAAGCGUACGUACAAAUAUUGUUAAAAUGUUGAAAUUGAGAUUCGUUUUGAGAAAACAGGACUUAUUUCAUGUGCGUAAAGUUCCGUCCACAUUUAUCUGUGCAGGUUUUCAUAUUAUUGCAACCAUCGCCAUGACACUUUUGCCAUGCGGGGAUAGCUUACUUGAUACAAAUUGUAGAUUUCAGACUAUAAAUAUGAAUUUCUAUAGGUUGAAUCAUUGUGAAGCAAGUCCGGGUUUCGAAACUGGGACUAAUUCUUCUAACGACUGUGCAAAUCGUUUUAUAAAUAAGAACAUAUUUUGGUCAUUGUAUCCUAUAUCUUUUUAGCGUUGCUUGAAAAUCAAAUUCAUUAUAAACAUGACUUGGACAUUUUGCGAACUGCAAGAUUCGGGGCCAUUGCAAUGUCACUGCAAGUUACAGCUCCGCCCACUUUAUAUAUGACGUCAUCUUUCCAUUGUAGAACUCCUCGUGACGUCCCGUGGUGGCAAGAACGUGAAAUUGUACAACAUUACAAACGGCAGCAUAGACGCCAUAAUAAAAACUGGACACACGAAGGAUGUCCAACAAGUUGUGGUGAACGAACCGGGGACGCUCGCCGCAGUGAGAGU